This is a messenger RNA of Boleophthalmus pectinirostris (great blue-spotted mudskipper), 8158 nucleotides long. It is a transcript of the gene creb3l1, whose product is annotated as cAMP responsive element binding protein 3-like 1. Bases 859 to 2079 code for a protein of 406 amino acids. Gene Ontology annotation, molecular function: cAMP response element binding; DNA-binding transcription factor activity, RNA polymerase II-specific. The record is from RefSeq and is a predicted model, not a curated record. Gene Ontology annotation, biological process: regulation of transcription by RNA polymerase II. The transcript is spliced from 12 exons. NCBI's taxonomy places the organism in Eukaryota, Metazoa, Chordata, Actinopteri, Gobiiformes, Gobiidae.
CUACUACUACUACUACUACUACUACUACUACUACUACUACUACUACUACUUCUACUACUACCACUAUUAUAUUACUACUGUCAUUACUACUACGACUACUACUGUCACAACUAAUACUACUACUACUAGCAGUAUUGUCACAACUUCUACUACUGUCAUAACUACUUCUACUACUACUACUAUUGUCACAACUACUACUAUACUACUACUACUACUACUACUACUACUACUGCUGUUGCUUCUGUCACUACUACUACUACUAUUUUCACAACUACUAUUAUACUACUACUGUCACUAUUACGUUUUCUGAAUCUGAAUUACUGCCACUACUAUACUACUACUAAUACUACUACUAUUACUACAACUUCUACUUCUACUGCUGUAUUUUAGAAACAUAUUUUUAUAUUGUCGAUCAUCAUUUAUUGAAAUUCAAAUCCUACUUUCUUACUUUUGUCUCUCAUUAAAAUAUAAAAAGGUUCACUAUAUUUUUCGACCAUAUUUUUUUUUGAUUCCAGGAAUAGUCUUAAUAUAUUCCUCGUCCUUUGUCAUUUGUACAUUUUAACCCUUCUGUCCCGUCUUUUCAUUUCCAAACUUUGCAUAAUUAUCGCUCAUUAGCAUUGGAUCCUUUGUCGAAUUGGACCUUGGUCAUUAGUCGGGUCAGAUUAACAAUUCUAAUGACCCGACUCUCUCGUCUUUUUCUUCCCGCAUCGACAAAAAACCCUGCGAGCGGCGACGUCAUCGAAAGGUCAGCGUCUGAAACUGGAUCAGAAAAUAGAACCAUGAGUCACCGCUUGCAUCAUCGCAGCGCCCGCGGACCAAUGGCGGGGCUCGGCCGGGGCUACCUGACGGGACCGGCCAAUGGGGCGGCGGCAGCGCUCGGAGCGACCGUUCUCCGGGGAGCAGAUGGAGGACUUCAGCAGUGACCUCUUCAACAGUUUCUUCGACGAUCAUUUUUUAGAGCGGCCAUCUUUAAAUGACCGACCCUCAAUGUUACACCUGGAACUGGACACAAACCCAGAGUUCGAGUGGAGUUUUAACCAGGACUUGUCGGCCAUUCUGGUGAAGCAGGAGGAGCCGGAUCAGAACCAGUCCAUGGACACAGAGACGACGGACGACACGGAGAGCUUCCAGAACAGACCCACGAUUUGGGAACAUUCGGAUCACGGAGCAGAAGAUGUGAAGCCCGUGUCGAUUAAAGAUGAGCCCAGAGAGAUGGGGCAGUAUCUCAGUAUGAGCAGCGACGAGUCUCUGCAGCUGCCCCCGACCCCCCCGAGCAGUAACCACGGCGACAGCGACGGGUCCCUGCCCCCGUCCUCGCCCCCGCCUCAGAGACCGGGCCGCGCCACGGGAGCUUCGGCCGCCAUCUCCACCUCCCCCCUGCUCACCGCCCCACACAAGCUGCAGGGCUCCGGGCCGCUGAUGCUGACGGAGGAGGAGAGGAGGACCCUGGUGGCAGAGGGGUACCCCGUGCCCAUCAAACUGCCCCUCACCAAGAGUGAAGAGAAAGCACUGAAGAGAGUCCGACGCAAGAUCAAGAACAAGAUCUCAGCUCAAGAAAGUCGGAGGAAGAAGAAGGAGUAUGUGGAAUGUCUGGAAAAAAAGGUGGAAAACUACACGUCAGAAAAUGGAGAUUUAUGGAGGAAAGUAGAAAAUCUUGAGACGGCAAACAGGUCGCUCUUACAGCAGCUGCAGAAGCUCCAGUCUCUGAUCUCGGGGAAGGUUGUCCCUCGCUCCUGUAAAAUGGCCUCCACUCAGACCGGGACCUGCCUCAUGAUGGUGGCGCUGUGCUUCGUCCUGGUCCUAGGCUCCUUCUCUCCCUGCUCGUCUCCUCUCUCCUUGCUUCCUCUCCCCUCGUCCUCUUCAUCGCAGCCUUCGUCCGCACAGCUGCAAUCGGCGGAAAUCUACACCACCAGCCACGUGCGUUCGCGCAGCCUCCUCUUCUUCAGCGAGGAGGGUCCAGACUCAGAGCCCCAGACCUCGGCUCAGGUCCAACUGUCCAGAACCAUCUCAGAGAACAGGACAGACCGGACACAGGCUCUACACAGAGAUCCAAAAGCAGAGGCCCCUGACGUUUUCUGACAGACGGCCCUCCUCCCUCCUCAGGCGACCUCUCAACUUUGACCUCUCCACUUUGCUCAUCAUCUCAACGAUCUCUUUACUUCUACUGCCAUCUGCUGGACACCUGCCAGCACCUGCCAGCGCCUGUCAGCACCUGCCAGAUCCACGUCCACCUCCUGUCUCCACUCACCGACCCGCUCACGUUUAUGACCUGGAAAACUUGACACGAAAGGGCCAAAUAAAUAUUCAACCAUAGUAUUUCAAAUUGUAGAGAGUAGACUUUUCAAUAUUUUUUAUUUUGUUUUAUUUAGGGCUAUUGCAAUUUAGCCUGAUCAGCUAUCGGGCUUUCUUACACAUUUUAAGAUCUUCAUUUUAUAUUUUAAUCGGUUUGUUCACUGGUGUUGUUCAGUAUAAAUAAGAAAUACGAUGGCUAGUCAGGCUAAGCUAAGUUAACUUUUUGACAAUUUGCUAAUUUAAUUGGACUAAAUUAGCCUCACUAGCUAUUUCACUUUAAUACACAUCACAUUUUAAUAGUUUUUUACUAAAUUGUAUACAGUCAAUUACAAUUAUUUGACCAACUGUUGAAAAUAAUAUACAAAAAUUAUACAGCUAGUCAGGCUAAGCUAAGUUAACUUUUUGACAAUUUGCUAACUGGACUAAAUUAGCCUCGCUAGCUAUUUUACUUUUAAUACACAUCACAUUUUUAUUAUUUUUUUUUAAAACUGGUUAAAUAAAUUAUAUGCAGUCAGUUACAAUUAUUUGACCAAUUGUUGAAAAUAAUACAAAAAAUAAUAAUAUAGUUAACUUUUGACAGUUUGCUAAUUUAACUGGACCAAAUUAGCCUCGCUAGCUAUUUUAUUUGAUUAUACAUCACAUUUUAAUAGUUUUUUUAAAUUGGUUAAAUAAGUUGUAUGCAGUCAAUUAUAAUUAUUUGACCAAUUGUUGAAAAUAAUGAGAAAAUACGAUGGCUCGUCAGGCUAAGCUAAGUUAACUUUUGACAGUUUGCCAAAUUAACUGGACCAAAUUAGCCUGGCUAGCUCUCUGACUUCACAUUUAAAUAUUUUUUUUAUUGGUUAAAUAAAUUAUAUGUGAUCAGUUAUAUGAAUUUUGACUGAUUUAUGAAACUAAUAUGAAGAAAUUAGCUGGCUAGUGAGGCUACGCUAACUUUUGACAGUUUUAGCUUGACCAAAUUAGCCUGGCUAGCUCUCUGACUUUUUUACACAUUUUAAAAUACGCAUGUCACAUUUUAAAUUAGUUUGUUAACUGGUUAAACUAUAUAAAAUAAAUAAUAAUUAUGUGACUGACUGUUGAAAAUAACAUGAGAAAGUUAGCCAGCUAAUCGGGCUAAGCUAAGUUAAGCUAGCUAGCACAAUGUCAAAAAACUAACUCGUCCAAUUCCGAACUGUAAACACUCACUAUUUCAAGCUCUGACUAUAAAUGUUUACAAACCAACCUAGAAAUGACUGAAUAACAAAUUAAACUAAUUAUUUUUACAGAAAGUCAAAAGAUAUUUUAGAUUUUAGACGUAUUUAUUUACUACAAGCCAUUUGAAAAACCACACUUGCCUCGAAUAUAAAAAGUAGUAGCAGAAUUUUAAAUAAAACUUAAGAUGUCUACAAUACAUUACUACAUUACAAAUAACUGAUGAAACAAACUGAAUUUAAUAGUUUUUUUAAAUCUCCAAAACAUAUUUUUACAGUUAACAUCAAUGUAACUGUAUCGCACUGUAGUUUGACAAUAUCGUUUUCAAAAUCUAACUUGAAAAUCCGUGUUUCUUUGCAAAUUUUCUACAAAUUUUUGAAUUAGAAUUUUUUUUUAAAUUGCCAUAACUCAUUGGGUUUUGUGGUAAUUAAGUCUCCAAAAUUUAAUAUCAAUGUACCACACUGUAAACUGACAAUUUCGUUUUCAAAAUCAAAACCUGAAAACGCGUUGUUUCUUAGGAAUGCUCUACAGAUUUGCCAAUUUUAGAAUAUGAAUUUUUGAAUUGCCAUAAUUUACCGAACUAACUCACCGGUGCCUUCAAGCAGUGGUGGAUAAAGUACUGAGUUUUGGUACUUAAGUAAAAGUACAAAUACAGGGACAAAAAGUUACUCAAGUACUUUUUUUAAACAAGUAUGUUUAAAAAAGUAUUUUCAAGAGAGUUUUAGAACAAUUAAAUGAUGAAAUGUCAUGAUUUUAAUGAAAAAUUCAGCAGAUUUUAAGUGAUUCAAUUGAUUUCUAUUUUUUUCUAGCUGUUUUUGUGCUUUUCGUUUGCUCAAAGUCGGGACAGAAACUCAAAUUAAACUUGUUUAAAAAGUUUCAAAGUACUUUUUACUUUUCAGUCCAGAGCUAAAAUGUAGUUGCGUAGAAAGUACAAAUACAUGCUCUCAAAUGUAGUGAAGUAAAAGUAAAAGGUAUCUGCUAUAAAUUUGAUUUAAAUAAACUACAAACACCUAAAAUUUGUACUUUUACUUUUGUACUUCGUUACUUUCCACCACUGUUUUCAAGUCCGUCUUCACGUCAAAACCUCUUAACCAUUUCCGAGAGUCCCGAAUGAGGGUGGUAAUAUUUUUAUGAGAAAUUGUCUUAGCAGCAUCGAAAAAAAACGCAUAUUUAUUUAUGCACAAAAAUAUAUGGAAUUGUAUGUUUUUAUAAAUAACUUCGCGCAAAAGAAAAGAAAAAAAAACAAAUGUGUUUAUAAUAUAUUCUGAGCAUUGAAAAAAGCAUAUUUAUUUGAAUGCACCAAAAAAGAAAGGAUUGUAUUUUUGUCAUUUUGGAUGUGACCGUAGACUGUAUUUACAAGUGGACUUUGCUUAACUAGGAAGUGAGCAUGGGCGCGCUUCCGGCUCCAUCAACUCCGGCUCCAAUUGACCUUCUAUUGAAAAAAACUUUGGUCUUAAAAUGUCCGUAUUAACCCGCUCUGCAUGAUCCUGGUGUUUUUAUUCCACAAUUUUGCCCACAAAUCCUGUUCCUAAUUUUGAGCUCCAAAUUUCGCUCCCGGCCUCGGUGAGGUUCGUUUGACUGCAGCUUAGUUCACGUGUUUAUACGGUCUGGGGAUGUGACGUUUUUUUUUUUUGACAAUGGUUGAAAAAUGUUGAUCUAAUGUUUGUGUAGCACUGCUGUCUCGUGAAAAAAAAAUCAUUCAAAACCAAACAAAAUCUACAGGCUUAAAGGCGCACUCUGGAACUUUCUCUGAAGCCGCUCGUCUCCAUGGAGAUGUUAAAGCUUGGCCUGGAAUGUUCGCGCAGUGUGGCAUUAAACUUAUCUGUCUUGUACUCAAUUAUAGGAUGUUUUUAUCGCUAAGAAAAUACUUAAAUACAGAAAAAAAACGGAGCUGGUUUGCCUCGCCAUUCCACAGAUCUGACAGAGAAAUAGAUCAUUUUAAUGCCAUAACAGCACUAAUAUCUCCAUGGCGACAAGCAGGCGGCAAACCCUCCCCCAGAAAAGUUACACAGUGCAGCUUUAAAAUGGAAAAGUAUUAUUAUUUUUAUAUUUUAUUCACUAAAACAUAAACUUACAUAAACAAACCGUCAGUCGAUGAUUGUGUAAAUAAAAAAAAACUCUCUGAUAUAAUGUUUUCAUACUAAAAAUGUGAUUUAAAAGCAAAAAAAACACAGGUUCAAAUUCAGAAAUAUUCAAAAUUGGAUCAUAUUUUCCAUAAAUUAAGGAUUUUCUUAAACCAAAACGUCAAAUUUCUGUCAAAACUUGCCAAAUCUUAAGACUAUAAGUAGAGUUGGGUAGUACUCAAGUUAUAUUUUUACUUUUUAGAGUUACUUUUUAUGAAAUUGUACUUUUCGGAGUACUUUAAUUACUACAGUAACAGUACUCUUACUCGAGUAAAAGUUAGUGGUUCCUCUUCUCAAUGUGAGUAAGUCUAAAGUGACAAAAACUUCCAGGUGACGAUGUGAAAUUAUUUAAACAUUUGUGCCUCAUUUUUGUGUUUAUCCUUUGAAAACACCAAAUUUAGUGACUUAUUUUUUAAUAUUUUGUCCUUCAAAUUAGAUUAAAUUCAAAUUAUAAAUCAGAUUUUACAACCCGACACUUUCCCAAAUAGUUUUUUUAGUCUUACUUGAGUCAUUUCUUGCACCACAACUUUGUACUUUCUACUUGAGUACUACUAUUUUGAAGUAACAAUACUCUGAUUUAAAGGUGCAUUGCGUAACUUUUCUGGUGGAGUUACCAUCUAAUGCUUCGUCUAAACCUUUCUAUUUUCAAACUAGACCAAGUUACAGGUCAGAUCUGUGGAGAGGCGACCCCGCUCACAGUCAGAAUAUUUGUUUUUUAGGUAUUUUUGAGCUUUAAAACCACUUCUAAUUGAAUAAAUGUAAAGUAAAGCUGUUUAAAGUCGCACUGUGGAACAUUCUAGACAGAAAAACAAGCAGCGGACGAACUUCUAAACAAAAAUUUACACAGUGGAGCUUUAAAAUUUUUGGCUACUCCACCUCUGAUUAUCAACUUAAGAUUUCGCGUGCGUUUGAGCUUAUAUUUCAAUUUUAUUUUCAAAUUUCAAAUCAAAAUUCUUCAGAAAACAUUCACGAGACAGGUGUUGGUGUAUUUAUUUGUGUUGUAGAAAGUUUGUAAAUAUUAUAGAAAGGGGACUCCAAGUUAAACCACUUUUGAAUUUACAUUUUUACCACUGCUCCCGUCGACAAAAAAAACAAAACAGCAAAAAUCACCCCCAGAAAUAGCCAUAGAUUCAUAACCAUAUUUUUGUUUAAUUUAAAUUUGUCUUUUUUCAUAUUGCCAAAAAAAAUGAGUGAAAAUGGACCAAUGUACAUAACGAACGCCAGAUUCAGUUUUUUGUAAAUAGGGGCCUUGUUUUUGUAUCGUGGUGAGAUUUUAACCUGUGGAAAUUAGAAAUGAAAAAUGUGGAAAAUUCGGGGUAAAAUUUUUUUGGUUGGGUUUUUGAAAUUUGUCUGAGGGAGGGAGGGAGGGUUUGGAAAUUGUAAAGACGCCGAGACGACAAAAUGAUAAUCGUGGUUUAAAUGAACGGAGAAAGAAAAGACGGGGGUUCGAAUUUUAAUUAUAGAACCAAGAUUGGGAAUUAAAAACAAAGUGUUUGUAACCAGGACUAAACCAGGUCUAAACUAGGACUAAAACAGGACUGAACCAGGACUAAACCAGGUCUAAAUCAUGAAUAACCCAGGACUAAACCAAGACCAAACCAGGACUAAAUCGUGAAUCACGCAGGACUAAACCAUGACAGAACCAAAAUUAAAACCAGAACUAAACCAGGACUAAAACAGGUCUAAAGCAGGACUAAACUAGUUCUGUACCAGGACUAAAUUAGGACUAAAUCAGGUCUAAACCUGGACUAAACCAGGACUAAACAAGGACUAAAACAGGACUAAAUCAGGGACUAAACCAGGACUGUACCAGGACUAAAUUAGUACUAAACCAGGUCUAAAUCUGGAAUAAACCACGACUAAACUAGGACUAAACCAGGACUAAACCAGGUCUAAACCAGGACUAAACCAGCUCUAAACCAGGACUAAAUUAGGACUAAAGCAGGAUUAAACCAGGACUAAACCAGGACUGAACCAGAACUAAACCAGGACUACACCAGGACUACAAAAACACAAAAUCUAAACAGAAAAAGUGUGUUACUUAAAAAUGUUUUGUCUAAUUGAACUGAACCAAAACUAUCAGAUCUUAACCCGGACUAAACCCGGACUAAACUAAACCAGACUAACUACAUAACUACAAAUAAUUACAGUUAUAUAGACUCUCGCCUUCCAUCUAAAAUUACAACUUCAAAAAAUUUAACAGCGUAAAAUCCCUCCAGUAUUCCGAGCUCGACGUCCGGUCAGAGUUUCCCCGUGUGAUUUUGUCCGUUGGUUUAAAGCCGUUGUUGUUUUGUGGUCUUGGCCUUGUACAGAUCUGCAUGUCUCUCAUAUAUCUCUGUAUCGUAGAAUAGUCCGUAGAGUAGAAACAGCAAAAUAUUAAAAAUGCAUCAGCAAAAAAAAAAAAAAAAAAAAACUGUGUCUCUGGUUUUAUUUCACAUAUUUUACAUUUUACAACAACAAAAGGCACAUUUUUGUUCUUAAAGUAUAAAAAUGAAUCACAACUGAAAACAAAACAAUAUUUGAACCUUUGUCAGUUUUGAAUGUGAGGACUAAAC